This is a messenger RNA of Penicillium expansum, 984 nucleotides long. RefSeq lists its product as uncharacterized. Gene Ontology annotation, molecular function: DNA binding; zinc ion binding. The transcript is spliced from 7 exons. Gene Ontology annotation, biological process: DNA-templated transcription. Bases 1 to 984 code for a protein of 327 amino acids. NCBI's taxonomy places the organism in Eukaryota, Fungi, Ascomycota, Eurotiomycetes, Eurotiales, Aspergillaceae. The record is from RefSeq and is a predicted model, not a curated record.
AUGCCGUCGACGCAGAGCAAAGGGGACGAGAACCGGGGCACGGCACCCAGGUCCCUUGUCCACCUCCUCCAGGCUCGCAUCAAGGAGCUGGAGGAUAUUCUCUGGCUACAUUCUAUCGAUGCCAACACCCCCGUCAGUGAUCACACAGGCCGGAGUAAUAUCGCAGUGAACGGCCCGCCAGCAAAUUUGGCGGCCCCCGCGGUCUCCCAUCAAGUACAGGCCAAAUUUGAUGCUCCUUUGCGUACAAACGGGCAUCUUAAUUUCGACGACUAUGGAGAGGCAUUCUAUUUUGGCUCCAGCAGCGGACGGGCUGAGCUUUUGCAGCCAACAGAGGGCGGAGAUGAGGAGCCCAGCUUGUCCUUGGAUACGUGCCCUCGAUUCCCGCACAAUAUGUAUUCUCAGGCAGUUGAUUCCACGCUUGAAAUAUCUAAGGAGCUUCAAGACCACCUAGUUUCUCUUUACUUUGAAUGGGAACAACCAUGGUUUCAGCUGGUCGACGAAACUUUGUUUCGGGAGAGCUGGCAGGAAAAUGGGAGAUGGUGCAAUCCCCUACUUCUGAACUGCAUAUUCGCCAUGGGAUCUCGCUACUCGGACAGAACGGAAGUACGUUCCAACCCAGAAGAUCUUAACACAGCAGGUCAGCUUUUUCUGGAACUCGCCGAAGUGCUGUUACAUUUUGAUCUGAAGUCACCAAGUAUCAUUACCAUUCAGUCGCUUGCCAUGAUGGCUAUUCUUUAUGUUGCGACAGGCUCUGAUGCUAAAGGUUGGUUACGCCAUGGCAUGGCUAUUCGGCUUGGGUCGGGUCUGCACCAUGCUGGACUUUCAAUCAACGGUGAGCCUUCCGCCACCAGCUUCUAUACCCGCUGGUCUUUUACCUACUUCAUUGAGCUCUGCGAGUGGACGUAUACGAGAAUCGCUCCAUCACGCGCUCUGCACCCAGUGCCAAAUACUAGAAAAGAUAUUGAUCAAGCUUUAUGCGCCUAG